This is a messenger RNA of Perkinsus marinus ATCC 50983, 1107 nucleotides long. RefSeq names its product dna polymerase zeta catalytic subunit, putative. The transcript is spliced from 3 exons. The annotation marks the transcript as partial. Lineage: Eukaryota; Perkinsozoa; Perkinsida; Perkinsidae. Gene Ontology annotation, molecular function: DNA binding; DNA-directed DNA polymerase activity; nucleotide binding. Gene Ontology annotation, cellular component: nucleus; zeta DNA polymerase complex. The record is from RefSeq and is a predicted model, not a curated record. Gene Ontology annotation, biological process: error-prone translesion synthesis; double-strand break repair via homologous recombination.
AUGAAUGAGCUGUACGAGUUUACUCCAAACCCACCGUCGAGAGAAGCCCUCCUGGCAGAGUUGGACGAGGCGGUCGGCUUGAGCCCGAAGUACUUGUCGGCGCCUAAGCAGGGGGAUAGGAGGUCGAUCGACUACUGUACCCUGCUCUACCUAGAGGUAGCUAUACAGCUCCCCAGAGGUAUCGACAAAUGGGAUCCAACACUACACCCACUAGUGGCAGUGGUGUGUAUAUUGCGAGACCAGAGGCAAACCCCUCAGGAACGCACUUGGGUUGGUGUGAUCGGAGACCUCCUCAAGGAGGAAGAUGUCAUUGCCAUUGACCCUCUGGCCACCGUCGAUCAUCUCUCCUGCGAGUCUGAGCUCAUACUCGCCUUGGACCGAAUCUUCACCCAAUUCGACCCAACAGUGGUCAUCAGCUGGGACGCCUCCCGGAGGGGCAUCGUCUUCAUAGCCGAACGCGCCCGAGCCCUUGGCCUGCCCGGUGCCGAGAGUAUGUUCCAUCGAGUGUUCGUGCCUCCUGUCCCUGGACCCUUGGGGCCGUCGACUCUCUAUGGGAGGAUCACAUUAGACCUGUGGCAGACGCUACGGCAAGAGGACUCCCUCAAGUUGGCCACCACGACACUACACGGUGCAGCUAAGCAGCUGCUCGGCCUCACUCUACCGAGGAUACCAAUGUGGUUGCUGCAGGAGUGGUGGACAGAUGCAUCGUGCUGUAUCGAUGCCUUCAAGUACACAGUCAGACUCUGCACCCUGGGUCUACAACUACUCGAUGCUAGUGCUCUGCUGAGUCGGGCUUCUGAGAUGGCCUCUGUAUUGGGCAUGCCUGAUGUCGAAGAGGUACUCACCCGAGGCAGCCAGUAUAGAGUGGAGUGCAUCCUCCAUCGUGCUGCUUCCAGGACGGGCUUUGGUCUGGUCUCAUCAUCGAAGGCUCAGGUCAAAGCACAACCGGCAUUGGAAGGUGUCCCGAUGGUGCUAGAGCCGAGGUCGGGAUACUACCGCACGCCCACCAUAAUUCUAGAUUUCCAGAGUCUCUAUCCAAGCAUCAUCAUAGCCUAUAACAUGUGUUUUUCCACUUGUCUAGGCAGAGUUGAGCAUCAGGACCUCACU